CAUGAUCACCGCGUACAGUGACGUGGAACUGAGCAUGUAACCAGGAAGAGCUAGCUUAAAAUUCAACAUGCUAACAGGGGAUGCCAAUGAUGAAGAUGUGUCUCUGUUUGAUGCCGAGGAGGAUGCAGGGAAAAGGUCAAAGAAGACAAGCGUUAAGCACCCGGUGGCGUCUUUCUUCCACCUCUUCUUCAGAGUCAGCGGCGUCCUCGUCUACCUGCUCUGUGACAUUAUUGGCGUUAGUUUCAUCGCCUCCAUGGUUACGAUAAUCCUUCUGCUGUCAUGUGACUUCUGGACAGUAAAGAACAUCACUGGCAGGCUGAUGGUUGGGUUGCGGUGGUGGAACCAGGUGGAUGAUGACGGACGAAGCCACUGGGUGUUUGAGUCGAGGAAGGGCACUGAGAAGCAAGUGUCAGAUUCGGAUUCCCGAAUCUUCUGGCUUGGACUGAUCAUCUGCCCGAUCCUCUGGUUGAUCUCUUCCUUCAGCACAUUGUUUUCACUUAAAAUUAAAUGGAUGCCCGUGGUGAUCAUGGGUUUGGUGUUACAAGGAGCGAACCUCUACGGGUAUGUGAAAUGUAAAGUGGGAGGAAAGACCAGCUUAAAGAACGUGGCCACCAAUUACUUCAGCCGACAGUUUCUCAAGCAGGCGCUGUCUAAGCAAGAGGAGUCGUAGAGAGCAGCCUCACUAUUUUAACCUGCAUUAUUCUAAUGCUAUAAUAUAUUUUCUCUUAACAAGUGGACACAAAAACCUUUUCAACAUGAACUGAAAAUAUCAGUUUUUGAUUUUUUUUUUUCUGCUCUUCUUUUUUUCUUUUUGAUAUAAUUUGUGACUGAGUAGAAAAGUUUCCCUGUUCUUCCAUACAGUGGUGAGGUGUGGUCGGUGUUUUCAAUAGCUGAAGCGCAGCAAUAAACUAUGUCUUUAACAAACAGCUGGGGAGCAUGAAUAACAAGAGUCAAGUGUUAGACUUACUAUUGUUUGUGUGUUAGACUAAAUUCCUUCAUGUAUUUAGUUUGUGUUUUUGAUUUUCUUUUACAACUUCAUGGAAGUUUUUGAGGUGUUUGAGAGACUGUAAAGUAUUCCAGGAGACUUGUAAAUAUGUAAGUAAAGAAACUAUAUUAAACCUC
Messenger RNA from Melanotaenia boesemani (Boeseman's rainbowfish), 1122 nucleotides. RefSeq names its product trans-golgi network vesicle protein 23 homolog B (S. cerevisiae) (gene tvp23b). Gene Ontology annotation, biological process: protein secretion; vesicle-mediated transport. Gene Ontology annotation, cellular component: Golgi membrane. Lineage: Eukaryota; Metazoa; Chordata; Actinopteri; Atheriniformes; Melanotaeniidae. The coding region runs from base 68 to 670 and encodes 200 amino acids. The transcript has 7 exons. The record is from RefSeq and is a predicted model, not a curated record.